UUGAAAAUUUGAAUUUUAAAGAAAAACCGCACCACAAUACCAUCUGAGCUGAGGCGCCUAGCUCUAGAUAAUUUAAAACUCCAUAACGAGUCUUUCUUCAAACAGCGGGAUGUCGUGGUAUUUCUGGGAGGCAUAUAUACAAAAUAUAUAUGUUAGCCUAUUGGUAUAAAAUAAGCAGAAGUCGUGUAGUCGGUUUAGAUACCCUUUGAUUAUAGCUGUCAUUUUAGUUAGAUUUUAACCCGCAAUAUUAUUGAUUAAUCUCAUCGGCAUAGAGUAGCGGUGGUAAAGUCGGCGGCGGCGGCGGUGGUGGUCAGUAUUAGUGGUGUGGUGUAUAUCGUGCACCAUGAAUGACACAUGGCUUCCGGUCGUUUAAAAAGAGUUGAAAGUUUGAAAUUUAGGAAAAUGGAUCGCUUAACUAUCUCAAAAGGCAUACAAAUGGUUAAAGCCUAUUACAAAAAUGAUCAUCCUGCAACAGCCACAUAUCGUGCUUUUAAAGGAGAUUAUGUUUCACAUAUUCGUCCAACAACCCAAGUAGUUGGCAAAAUUGUAAAGAAGUUUGAAGAGACUGAAUUAGUUACAAAUAUUGUAAAUAUCGCUGCUUUAAGUGAAACUGUUUCCGAAGACCCGAAUGUGUCGAUUCCUCGUCGUUAUCAGGACUGGCGUACGGCAAGUCAAGCUCAAACAACAUCUGAAGGCAGCUGACCAUUUACAACGUCGUAAAUACGUCAAAUGGGUGCUUCAACAAUAGGUGGAGGUGGUGGUGUUCUUCAGCGACGAAGCACAUUUCUCACUUGGUGGGUAUGUUAAUAAAUAAUGUUAUCGUGUUUAUAGGGUUCUGAAAAUCAUCAAUUCAAGAGUCGCCAUUAAAUCCACAAAAAAGUCACUGUUUGGUACUCUAUUUGGUAUGAGUUGGACCUUACUUCUUCGAAUACAACGAUGAAACGACUGUCACCGUUAAUUCGGAGUGUUAUGGUGAAAUAAUAACCGACCUUUUUUGCUUUUGAAUAUUACGGCUUUCAAAAUAUGCAGUUUUAGGAACACGGUGUC
This is a messenger RNA of Eupeodes corollae, 1047 nucleotides long. RefSeq lists its product as uncharacterized. The transcript has 2 exons. The record is from RefSeq and is a predicted model, not a curated record. The coding region runs from base 355 to 702 and encodes 115 amino acids. NCBI's taxonomy places the organism in Eukaryota, Metazoa, Arthropoda, Insecta, Diptera, Syrphidae.